AUGGCCCUGAAGGUUUGGGUGAAACGUGGCGGCACGGGCGACGAGGAGGCGCUAGGGAUUCACGUCCCACUGGACGGAACGGCGGAGAGUGUCAUAGAGGCUUGCCGUGGUGUAUUUCGGCACCUACAACCAUCACGCGUGGCGUUGCGCACGGAGGACGGCAUCAUUGUGGCGCGGGCCUCACCUGUCACGGCUCUUCGUACACACACGCUGGAGCUCAUCGAGGUGCAGCCCGAGCAGUCGCUAACGAGACGCCUAGCAAGAGAUCACCUCACUCCUGCUGCCAUGAUGGCAAAGGCCAAGAUAAGUUCUACCGUUGCGACGGCUUCAUAUCCCGUCAGGGGGGAUCCGUUAGUUGGGCAACGCUCUGCUUGGAGGCAGUCACUGCGCACCCCGUCGAGUCCUGCUCCGCGGAAGACACAUGUUUUUAAAAAGUUGGGAAGCGACGUUCCCGUACACACAAAACAAACUGAACCCACCUCUGUGGGGACAGGAAAAGAUGGUGGUGGGUUUCACCGCCUUGCGGCUUUAUGGGACAGCCUGCCGGCGUUUUCGUAUCCUCCACUAACUAGGAGUACGCCCGCGGUGACAGGCAUUUUGCGUGCUGCCCAGCGCGCUCAUGGCGAAGCCUUGGAGUCUUUGUUGGGAGGCAGCAGCAGCAAACCGUGUGGAACUCCCACGAGUCAUGUAGGAGGGCCGAAGGUUUUGAAAGGUGGCGAGAUGGAGGCCUCGCUGGGGCAGAAUGGCCCCUCGCGCUUGUCCAAAUGUGUAGGGGUGGCUGACGGCAAAAAUGUGAGAGACGACAGCAUUUCUGGGGAUACAGCAGACAAGGACGGAAGCGAGGGGCUGAAGAAUAUAGAGCGAGGGAGUGUGCUCUCGCCGUGUGACUUGAUUGCGGUGGAGGAGGUGCACACUUUCUCCUUCUCUGGUGCACCCCCAUGUGUGGAGGCGGCGGGCACAGCGGUGGCAGCUGCUGCCGUUACAGAAGCCGAGGCAGAGACGUCGCCAGGAAAUGAAUCUGUGGCAGGGGCGGUGGAAACACGCAAGACCGUUUUGACGCUCAUGGAUUUGGAGGAAGAGCGGGGACGCACGGCUGUCAGGGAAGUUGUCAGCUGCGGCGAAAGCUUAGAAGUUGUGGUUGUUGACACCCAAGACAACGACGACAACAACAACGACAAAGACUCCUGGCGUGCAAAUCUUGACGAACUAGCGCACAAACUGCCGACGUAUUUUGAAGAGUGGUGA
Trypanosoma rangeli is the source of this 1245-nucleotide messenger RNA. RefSeq lists its product as uncharacterized. The record is from RefSeq and is a predicted model, not a curated record. NCBI's taxonomy places the organism in Eukaryota, Euglenozoa, Kinetoplastea, Trypanosomatida, Trypanosomatidae. Bases 1 to 1245 code for a protein of 414 amino acids. The transcript has a single exon.